Molecule: messenger RNA, 1908 nt
Organism: Knipowitschia caucasica
Lineage: Eukaryota; Metazoa; Chordata; Actinopteri; Gobiiformes; Gobiidae
Source: the annotation of a GenBank genome assembly
AUGAUGCCACUCCUUGGAUCCAUCGAGGAGCGUCUGAAGCAGCUCCAGGACGCACACCGAGACUUUGGUCCGGGAUCGCAGCACUUCCUCUCCAGUUCAGUGCAGAUACCAUGGGAGCGUGCGAUCUCCCCCAACAAAGUGCCCUACUAUAUUAACCACCAAGCGCAGACAACAUGCUGGGACCAUCCAAAGAUGACAGAACUGUACCAGGCACUGGCGGAUCUGAACAACAUCAAGUUCUCAGCGUACAGGACGGCCAUGAAGCUGCGGCGGGUGCAGAAAGUGCUGAGAUUGGACCUGAUGGCCCUUGGCAGUCUGGGAGAGUUGUUCCGAGAGCAAGAUCUGCAGCAGCCUGAGCAGGUGCUGGAUGUGGUGGACGUGAUCCAUGGCCUCACGGCGCUGUACGAGCGGCUGGAGGAGGAGCACUCUGUCAUGGUCAACAUCCCCCUGUGCGUGGACAUGUGCCUCAACUGGCUGCUCAACGUCUACGACAGCCCCCGAAAUGGAAAGGUGCGUGUGCUGAGUUUUAAGAUGGGUCUUGUGAGCUUGUGCAACGCCGACGUCCAGGAGAAGUACAAAUUCUUGUUCCGUCAGGUGGCGUGUCCUGGUGGCUCUACAGACCAGCGCCACCUCAGCAUGCUGCUGCACGAGGCCAUCCAGAUCCCCCGACAGCUGGGGGAGGUGGCCGCCUUCGGGGGCAGUAAUGUGGAGCCCAGUGUCCGCAGCUGCUUCAGAGUGGCUUCUGGGAAAGCCACAAUCGAGGUGUCUCACUUCCUGGAGUGGAUGAGCCUGGAGCCUCAGUCCAUGGUGUGGCUGCCCGUCCUGCACCGUGUAGCAGCAGCUGAAUCCACCAAGCACCAGGCCAAGUGCUCCGUGUGCAAGCAGUGUCCCAUCAAGGGCUUCAGGUAUCGCAGCCUAAAGCAGUUCAAUGUGGACAUCUGCCAGACCUGCUUCCUGACGGGUCGCACCACCAAGGGAAAGAAGUUGCACUAUCCCAUCAUGGAGUACUACACACCUACAACAUCAGGGGAGAAGAUGAGAGACUUUGCCAAGACUCUGAAGAACAAGUUUAGGUCAAAGCAGUAUUUCACCAAACACCCACAGAGAGGCUACUUACCUGUACAGUCUGUGCUGGAAGCCGACACCUCCGAAACACCGUGCUCGUCUCCGCGACUCCCCCACGCCGACACGCACAGCCGCAUCGAGCACUAUGCCAGCAGAUUGGCAGAGAUGGAAAGCCAGAAUUGCUCCUUCUUCACAGAUAGCCUUUCUCCUGAUGAAAGUCUGGAUGAAGACCAGUACCUCCUGCGUCACUCCAGCCCGGCUCUGGACCCGGACUCCCCCUGUCAACACAUGCUGCUGGCCCAACUGGAGCACCAGGACAAGGACCAGCUGCAGAGGACCCUGGCCCGUCUGGAGAACGAGAACAGGGUGCUGCAGGGAGAGUACAGGCGCCUGAAGUGGAAGCAUGAAGAGGCUGCGUCGGUGCCCAUGCUGAUGGAGGCGGGGGAGGAGGCUCUGGGCUCUCCCACCGGAGGAGCUCAGGAUGAGGAGCUGCUCGCUGAGGCCCGGGUCCUGCGUCAACACAAGAGCCGCCUGGAAACACGCAUGCAGAUCCUGGAGGACCACAACAAGCAGCUGGAGUCUCAGCUGCGGCGCCUCAGGGAGCUCCUGCUACAGCCCAAAGACGACUCGGAGGCCAACGGGUCAGAGCCCUCCACGCUGUCAUCGCCCGUGUCUGGGGCCGGACGCCACGGAGAGCCGGCCGAGAGCAGAGAGACCACCGACACGGAAACAGCAGGAGAGGAGCCGGAACACGAGCAGGACACAGUGUUGCAGUUACAGGAAGUCAUCGAGCAGCUCAGAAAUGUCUUCCCCUCGGAGCCGGGCACCACCUCUCACAUCUGA